ACGCUUUGCUCCAUUGCUGGAAGCCAGCAGCAUCGACGGUUCGACAAACUUCGAAGCCUCCUGCGUUCGAAAACAGCCAGGCAAAGCGGGCAAAUAACAUACGCUCACAAUAUGCGUAUGCGCAUGUGGGAUGUGCAUGAGGGCGAUGCGAUGCGCAUGUCAAUAAAAACACGCUUUCGUUCACGCAGCAGGCGGAAGAAGCGCAAACGAAACCAGCCCAGCGCAACCGGGCCCUUAGGAGAAGGAAUGGGAAGGAAAAGGAACGCAAUAGCAAGUGAGUAAAAAGGAAAAAAGCAACGCAAAGAACCGAAAACCGAGAAAACAGUACUUGAAAUAUAACCAAAUCCCACAGAGCGCAUAGGAUCGUGACGGAGCGACAAGGAAGGCAACAGCGCAUACCGAAAAGGGCAGCAUCGUAGAUGAGUGAGCGGGACAGCUGCAUGUAAACAUUACACGUCGUGUAAAAACGCAUUGCGCGGUGACUACUGGCGAUGCGCGCGUGAUGAUGAACGACCCGGCAUGUCUCUCUUGUUGUUGUUGUUCGCCUUUGCGAUGCGGGAUGCGAGACGACGAGGACGAGUUUAGUUUAGAUUAGAUAAUUCGAUCAGAUGCUCGCCGUCUCACCGUUGAACGUUUGUGUGCCGGGUUGUGUGCUGCCUCUUUUGCUGCGCGCGCUAGUCGAGAGAAGCCAGACGAUCGAGUACGACACGUUUUCGCGAGGUUGCGCACCGCUGAUGCUGGAGAGAAAAGACGAUUCUAUCUGGGGGUUGUGUGAAAAGUGUUUUAGUGCUUGUUUAGUGGGUGUAUCUAGGUAUUGUCCGAUUUCGAUUGUGGUGCGAAAUGAUUUGUUGCAUCUUUUCACCAAAAUAGUGAUGAAAAUCCCUUUCGUGUGCUCAACGAUUCGCAGUAACCAAAAAAAAAGAAACGAAAUAUACAGAGAAAGUAAGAGAAGCGAAGAGAAAGAAAGAGUGAGAGAGAGGCGCAUAGAGCAAAUAAACAAACGCUAGGCGAGAUUUGAACCGGAUUGCUUGGAUGCGACGACAAAAGUGCAGUCGCGUUUUUCCUCUGGGCAUCGAUCAAUAGCAAUUCCGGAGCAUUAUUCGCUUCCUUCCGCUCACAUUCCGAUAGUGGAGACGUUUGGUUGUGUGUGUGUGUGUGUGUGUUUGUGAGUGAGUGCAACAUGCAAAUUGUUGCAACGCAUCUUGCCAUACCGAGGCUAGAUUUCAGAUAAUGGUUUCUCGCAAUGCGUUGAACUUUUGUAACAGGAUGCAGCCAAAGGUUUGUGUGGUGUAACGUGGUUUUUGUUUUCGUUCCUUCCACUGAUCGAUUUUCUUUGUGAUCGCGAUCAACGGUUUGUGGUGAAGAUUCCGUAGCCGUUCGGGAGUAGAGAAUCCCUGAAAUAAGUGUACUAACAAAACAAAUGGAUCCACUACCGCUGUGUUCAGAUAAUCCAAACUACUUUAACGAAGAUGCCGCGUCCGGUCCGGGUGAACCGCCGGAGGUGGAGCAAAAGAAGCACCGAUUCUACCACCUAAAGCGUCUGGUGACCUACUCGAAGCUGAAACGCACCGCCACAAUAGCGGACGGUCGAGUAGGGAGUACGGAGUACGCAGAUUCGCCUCCGCCCGUCCGCGGUUCCAACACGAUCUUUCGCUACCGGAGCAACAGUGCGUCAUGCACGGACGGACCGAUCCUGGAGGAUGGAGCAUCACGUCCCAUGCUGACGGCCACAUCCCCACCGGAGCUGUCACUACCAUUUGCCGGACGGUCGGGGACGUUGCCGGAGCGGCGCCGACAUUCCUUCGGGACGUCGACUCAUCAUCGCCUACAGCUACAGCCGACGCAACAGCAUCAGCAGCAUUUGGAGCACAAUGGCGGCCGCGAACUGAUGAUGAAAAAUGAAACCUCCAUCGAUGAGGUGCCCAACGCUCCGGCCCCGAAAGCACCCUGUCAGCCUGCUGGGAACACAUCCGAUUCCGGAACGCUGCUGGCGGCUGCAAUGGACGUGCUGUUCGUGACGGCGCGCCAUAGCGAACAUGGCAUGCUGUGGGUGAACCAUCUGAAGGUGUGCUUCGACAAGAUCACCAAACAGCGAGGAAGGCUCCCGUUCAAAUUCCUGCACAUCAAACUAGACGAGGAUGUCAUACAGCAAUCAACACAUGUGAUACAGCAGUGUGAAUCCACGAAGCUACAGAUCGUGGUCGUAUGUCCGGCUCUGAUGGGACUUUCCCCAUCCCUGCUUCACACGAAGCUGAAUGCACUGCUCACACCAAACCGGGUCCUUGGCAUGCUGCUAGACGUGUCCGAAUGCACAGUGAACGAGUUCGCAAAGAGCGCCCUACCGGGCUACAACCGCUGGCGGACCUGUCCGGUGCGCGAAAAGGAUACGGCGUUCGUGAGCGAGCUGCUCGGCAUUGCUACCGACAUUCUCGGCAAGGCGCUACGACAACAGACGGUCCUGCAGCGCACGCCAUCCGGUACGGAACCGAAGACGCCCACCUCACCUACCGGGCCAGCUGGUAGUAUGGUCGGCGCGAUAGGAAACACAGGCAACGGACACCGUUCCCACGAGUCGUUUGUGCUGUUUCCGCGCAAGGUUAAGGUCGGCCAGAGCAAGAUCCUGCUGAUCCUACACGAACCACUCACGAAGGAGGACUGGAUAAAGAUCAAGGUGGAAAAGGCGGACCAAACGAUCGAGAUAACGAACAUCAAGCGGCGCAAUCCCUACACCAUACAGUUUAGCGUGCCAGAGGUUUGUAUGGAGAUAUCGAUGAUGAUUAAGAUACGGCUGGAGAAGAAUAGCAUCGAUCUCGGCAGUCGGCCACUCAAGUGUGAGAGCCAGAUGCGCGAGCUCGAGCAGAUCCUGUCGUCGAAGGAUGCACCGAUGGAGUUAAUCUGCCAGUCGGUCGGUCUGUCGACGAACGAUCGGGACAAGCUUGAUCUGCUGCUGCUGAAGGCUUUCCUGCGAAACGUACCACCGAACUACAACCUGCUCAACUACGGUAGCGGAGGCGGUGAAGUUGGGAUGGGUUGCCAUCGCGACAUCUAUCCGGAAGAGUAUCCGACACUGUUGCACUUUGCCGCCCGAUGGGGCCUGGAGCGACUCUGCAUGCAGCUGAUCGAAUCACCCGGUGGGGAGAUUGCUUGCGAGAUGCGCAAUAUCAGUGGAAGGACACCGUCGGACAUUGCGGAGGUAGCUGGACACUAUAAAAUCUCGGGCGCAUUGAAGAAUUUCUCGCAAAUGAACGAACUUACCACGAUGUAUCACUACUUCAAAGGCGUUAGUGGGGCCAGUUCGGAUCAGGUAAUGAUACAACCGAAGCAGUUUGUUACUGGCGGUGGUUCAUCAAUGCCCACAGUCCGCACACAGAACAAAACGGACGCGGAGAAAAUUAUGUCCCAUGUGCAUGCACUCAAACAAGCGGAGGGUUACAUCGACAUGAGUUCUGCCAACGGGUCCGAUCAGGUGGACGGUACCGGAGCUAGUGUUGCUAACAUACACUAUUUGAAUGAUCGACCGGUGGCCGAACUGACACCGCCUGGACCGGACGAGAAAGAUGUGUGUGGGGAAAAUGAGCACAAUUUCGAUGUGGCCCGAGACACCGAUAGACGCUGCAAUGGGUCACAGCGGUCGAUGGAAUCAUCCGAACGUUCCAAGUACGACAUCUUCAGCAAUGAGUGUUCGGAUCUGUUGGAAAACUGUGAGGCCGGAUCAACCGCAUCGGCGGAGUGCGUUGGCAGCGGUGACUAUAUGCUACAACCGUCGAACGCACCCUUUACGCCUUCCGAACACACACCAACGCCACCACCACCGCCCCUACCAACCACAGCGGAACCGAUGGGCGAUUACAUGAUACAACCGUCCAACAUUCCGGUGCACCCGUACUGCAACGUGCCGGAAGUGGUCGAUCGAACCGAACGCCCCGAAUCAGCAUCACACGUGCGUCUAAGCUUCCGCAAAGAGGAACCGACCGAGGAUACGUACGGGACAACGACGGCUGGCUUACCGCGACGCCGAAACACGUCCAGUUCCGAGGGUCGCAGCGUCGACGACGAGCUGCUGGAGAUCAUAUCCGACUUUAAGAACAACGUAUUCUCGAUACAGGAAGUGGAGCAGCUGGUAACGUUGUGGAAAAACCGCAACGAUGUACAGAAAAGCUUCCGCGAAAAGCAGGACCAGCUGCAGCGAAUGCGCGAACAUUACGAGCAAAUACAGAAGGAGCUGAAGGACAAACUGAAGCGUCCGACACCGUUCGAGCGAAUGAGAAGCUUCUUCUCGCGCACGAAACCCUCCACCAUGGCGGGCAAAUCGGGAUCCAAACAUCGGGCAGAGAACGGAGCGGCAGCGGUGGCAGGUAACGGCACCGGGGCAAACGAACCUACCGGCACUGAUGUGUGCGAUGAGAUUAAGUUCUCGAUGGCCGGCGGUGGUAAUGGAGGGUACGCGGUGGUACGACCACAAAGCCUCUCGCUCAGUAUGAACAGUAUGGGAAGCGAUAAUUCCGAACAGAGCAGCGGACGGAUAUCGUCCAGAGCGGUACACACACCAACGGAGCCCGGCACCGAGCGUCGGCUUUCGCACAGCAAAUCUUGGCCGAAGGGGACGCCCGAAAACGAAAACUACAUGAUACCACCGUCACCGCGGCCCAUCAGCGAAGAAUUGCACCUGGUGCGGGGUGUACGGUUGGGUAGCGGUACGCUCGUCGGCGCUCUCAAUCGCUGCAGCAACGGUAGCUGUUCCAGUACCGCCAGCAGCCACAGCAACCACAGCAGCCAUAGCACCAGUAGCAGUGGCAGCAGUGCGGGCUCGUGGACUGGUGCCGGAGCGAAGCAAGAAUCCCACUACGUAAUGUAUCCUUCGAAUGUGCCGGUGUACGGGAGUGCCGCUGAGUACAUGAACGUACCGUCAGCAUCCGGAGCGCACACCAAAGAUGAUGAGCGUAGCGUCACGACGACACCGACACGACCAAAGCUUGGCCGAACGCCGAGCGAUACCGGUACGCCGCACCUCGUCACCUUCCAGUCCAUAAUGGAGUGUAACGAAAGUGCCGACAGUGUCGAAAGCGUCACCUAGGCCUGUUCGGUCUAAAACCAAGCAGCGCACUAAUAGGCUGCGGUUGUGGGCGUUCCGACAGCAAUGUUUUUGGGUGUGAGGUUUCCAGUCUCAUCGUCACCGUCACCAAAUAUCCAAAGGUUAAUAGAAAUGAUAGGCAUACUCGGUGUACGGUCGGUCGGCUGCAGUCAGUCAGAGGAAAGUGGGAAGAAAACAAAACGUAUCAAUAAAGAAAGAUGUGUACCGGUAUGUACCGAAAUGGCA
Anopheles funestus (African malaria mosquito) is the source of this 5317-nucleotide messenger RNA. RefSeq names its product phosphoinositide 3-kinase adapter protein 1 (gene stumps). Gene Ontology annotation, molecular function: transmembrane receptor protein tyrosine kinase adaptor activity; fibroblast growth factor receptor binding. The record is from RefSeq and is a predicted model, not a curated record. The transcript is spliced from 9 exons. Bases 1421 to 5074 code for a protein of 1217 amino acids. Gene Ontology annotation, cellular component: cytosol. NCBI's taxonomy places the organism in Eukaryota, Metazoa, Arthropoda, Insecta, Diptera, Culicidae.